GACUCCGUGUGUAUUUGUCGGCCACGACCUCCCUUGCUUGGCUCUGCCUGGGAAGUACAGAGGCGUGGAGGCAAUCCUAUAGCAGGCGAGAAGCUGUGAAACCAACGUUCCCCGAGGGGAUGUUCCGUUAAGACUUUAGGACUGAAAUCAGCCACAAGACGCCGUGUCUGCGUGACUAAAGACUUUAACACACUACCUGGGUUCUCAUGGAAGCAGAUGGAUUUGUGAGGAGGCGUCGGAUGACAGCGGAGACUACAGGCAAUGAUCCCGGGGUUGCUGGUGCCUCUGCCGGGGCAGAAGUUCGAUGGCUGGGGGGCAGGUUCUGGGGAGUUUCUGAAAGUAUCGUGGGGAGCCUGACACCCCGGAUCGGUGGGGAAACAGAGCUACAGACUGUUGAUUGUAUCUGCAGUGCACAGGAUGCACAGACAGAGGACUCUGAACCAGACUAUGAGGGUUUGCCACAGGGAGCUUCCACUAGCACCCACAUGUUGGCUGGAGCCGUGGCCGGGAUCAUGGAGCACUGCCUCAUGUUCCCCAUCGAUUGUGUCAAGACACGAAUGCAGAGCCUGCAGCCCGAACCCGCAGCCCGCUACAGGAAUGUGAUGGAUGCUCUUCGCCGAAUUGUAGCCACAGAGGGAGUGUGGCGGCCAAUGAGAGGGCUGAAUGCAACAGCAGUUGGGGCGGGACCUGCCCAUGCCCUCUAUUUUGCCUGCUAUGAGAAACUCAAAAAGACUCUAAGUGAUGUCAUUCACCCAGGGGCUAACAGUCAUUUGGCUAAUGGAACAGCUGGGUGUGUGGCCACACUGCUUCAUGAUGCAGCCAUGAACCCAGCCGAAGUUGUGAAGCAGCGCAUGCAGAUGUAUAAUUCGCCCUACCGUGGCGUGUUGGACUGUGUACGCGCCGUGUGGCAGAAAGAAGGCCCUGCUGCGUUCUACCGCAGCUACACCACCCAGCUAACCAUGAACGUGCCCUUUCAGGCGCUCCACUUCAUGACCUACGAGUACCUUCAGGAGUUGCUCAACCCCCACAGACAGUACAAUCCCUCGUCCCACAUGUUGUCUGGAGCUUUGGCUGGAGCCAUUGCGGCAGCGUCCACCACACCUCUGGAUGUCUGCAAGACCCUGCUCAACACCCAGGAGUCUCUAACCCUCGGCUCCCUGUCCUCCGGCCAAGGCCCUGGCAAGGGCCAAGGAGCCCACAGACACAUCUCAGGCCUGGCCCAUGCCUUUCGGACAGUUUACAGGCUGGGCGGCCUGCGGGGCUUCUUCAGGGGAGUCCAGGCGAGGGUCAUCUACCAGAUGCCCUCAACAGCCAUCAGCUGGUCGGUCUAUGAGUUCUUCAAGUAUGGACUCACCAAGCACCAGCACGACAAGAGGAGAGCGCAGCACCUGGAAGCUUAGAUGUAGAUGUCUUCUCUCUUUAAUCUCCACAAAUAUUUCUCUCCCAUCCCUGAGAGGAGAAGAUGAAGUCAAUACGCACAUAGAAUCUGACUAAAAUCCACCUCGGUUGUCCCAUCCCCUUCAGACAUAGCAGACAAGAAAGACAUCUUCAAAGACAGUUUGAGUAGUUGCAUUUCUGCUACACUGUUUCAAGACUAGAUGUGGUUUGAGUUAAAUUUUUUCUCUCUCCUAGGAUGAAACAUUUAUACAGUAUUAUAGAACAUGUUAACUGGGAGAUCUUUUUAAGACAUUCUGGUGACUACUAUGUUUGUCCAAGCUGAGGAUAAAUGUGAUGAAAGCACACAUUUUGAGUUGGAAAGGUUGUCAGCAGAGGGCAGUAGUGUUACUUUGUUAACUCUCCUGUAGUUUCAUAAGCUUUGCUAUCCUAGGAGCAGAUUUUUAUUUUCACCCAUCCAAACCUUGAAUUUGACAUUAAAAAUUAUGACUUACUCCUGAACCGACCCCUUAUUGGAUUCAUGAAUUAAACCUUUUAUACAGACUAUUCUCACAGUAAUCCCAGAAAAGACAAGAUCAUUUUGGUGUCUAGUUCAGGCUUCACACAGGCAUUCAGACACUUUGAUCCAAGUGUUUUGGCCAUAUAGAAUCAAAAGCAAAUUAAAUUAAAGUUUAAGAAAAAUUUCUUGUUAAGCUAUCACAUGGCAUGGAUCAGUACCCAGAUAUUUUUCUGUAGAGAUUGAAUGGGACCCUGACAAAAUGGCAACUCACAAUAGUUGAAAAAGCAAAAGUUAAGACCAUUUUAUUGUAUAUCUUGAUUAUUUGAACUGUGUAAUUUGAAUACUAUUCGAUAAUUUCACAGACUAACAAAAAGAAGACCAUAGAUCAGAUUUUGGGUAGGGUUUUGUUUAGCUAUUGGCAGGUAAAGGAAUGAAUAUAUUUAUUUUCCCUUUUCAAAUGUUUAAAAUAGUUCCCUAUCAUGUAUUUUCAGUAGCUCUGAAGUAUCUGAAGUGCGCCUGUAAUUUAUUUUUAAUCAUUUUGUUUCCUUAAAUGGUAUUUUAUUUCCAGCAAAAUAUUACUUUAAACUUUCCCUCUGGUUUUCCCCCAUUUAUGUGUUUAGUCCGACCUUGGAUCAUCCAAAAACUCACCAUUAAUGCCUUGUGUUUGACAGAGAAGACGAUGCAGCUGUCAGCGUUGUUUUCAGCCUGUGAACUACUGAGUUACAAUAUCUCUGCUCAACAGCAAAGGUUGUAUACAGUGUGCUUUGCCCCAAAUAAGAAUUCAGUAUCCCACAAGUUACGUAUCUGUGCCCCCAUUGACUACACAUAAAUGGAAGUUGUCAUUCUUAUUGACUGAUGUCUGACACUGAAUUGCACUCGUUGAAUAAAGACUGAGCAGUGUGGCUAUACUCACUGCUCAUAAACGAUGGGA
Micropterus salmoides (largemouth bass) is the source of this 2825-nucleotide messenger RNA. RefSeq names its product solute carrier family 25 member 28 (gene slc25a28). The coding region runs from base 207 to 1400 and encodes 397 amino acids. The transcript has 4 exons. Gene Ontology annotation, molecular function: ferrous iron transmembrane transporter activity. The record is from RefSeq and is a predicted model, not a curated record. NCBI's taxonomy places the organism in Eukaryota, Metazoa, Chordata, Actinopteri, Centrarchiformes, Centrarchidae. Gene Ontology annotation, cellular component: mitochondrial membrane. Gene Ontology annotation, biological process: iron import into the mitochondrion.